Leptopilina heterotoma is the source of this 4980-nucleotide messenger RNA. It is a transcript of the gene Skeletor, whose product is annotated as protein Skeletor, isoforms B/C. The record is from RefSeq and is a predicted model, not a curated record. The coding region runs from base 735 to 4616 and encodes 1293 amino acids. NCBI's taxonomy places the organism in Eukaryota, Metazoa, Arthropoda, Insecta, Hymenoptera, Figitidae. The transcript is spliced from 17 exons.
GAACUCAAGGACGACAGUUACAAAAUUAACAAGCCAAGUUUUUUCUCCGUAAUUUAUAACAAUUACACGCUCGAUUACUGGUUAGUAAGGAGAGAGAGAGAGAGAAUAUUUUCCAUUUUGUGAGGUUUGCUGACCUUAGGAUGCCACGGAAAGGCACUUUUACUCUCAUAUGGACAUCAGAACGACAGUGAAAGUCACGCGAGGUUUCAAAAAUAUAAGAAAAUGGUUCAAAUUAUCAAUUUUCCAAAGAAAACGGAUUCAACUGUCAAUUCAAGGAGAAAGAUGUCAACUCCCUGAGUUCUUCGAUUCAUCAUCGCAUUGGCUACUUAAUUAUUUUUUUUUACAUAUUCGAAAAAUAUGAGGAAAACACGAUUCAACCAUCAACUCAAAUAUCAUCACUCCAAGGAGAAAGAUAUGUCAACUCCCAUAUGUUCUCCAAUUUAUCAUCGCCUUGGGUACUUCUUUUUUUUACAUCCAAUGUACCGGAAAGGACGAACCCAGAUUCCAGAUCUUUCGAUGACAAAAUAUGAGACAAUUUUCAAAUUUAAAAAAACAAGCCAAGAUAUGAAAAAAAAUAAUAAUGAAGAGAGGGAGAAAGAGGGCAAGAGAAUGGGCAGAGCAACAUCAGGGAAUAAGGUGAAGCAUUGACAAGACAGAGAGAUUGUGUAGUGGGAUUGGUAAAGCUAUCUGGAUACCAAGUCGAAACUUUCAGUGACAGUAACCAAGAAGACAUCAUGACGCGAUCAUCUCCACCUUCAAUUAGGUGCUGCUCUCUUGGUCUAGUCAUUGCACUGUUCCUCGUCUUCGUUGCACAGAUUUGCAAUGCGGCUUAUUAUGGAAAACAAUUAGGGAGAUUAUCUGAACUUCAUCAUGGUGUCAGUGGUGAAAUCUAUGCCGUUGAUGGAAGAACCCUCUUUAUCAAAGGCUUCAAUUAUGAUGGUGAAGGUCCCGCUGCAUUUUUCUACGCUGGGAGUUCAAAAUCUCCUGGUAAUAAUGGGUUCAGGGUCCGGGACGAACGAGGAACGACUAACGUUCUAAAGCGCUACAGAAAUAAGGACAUCACUUUAACGCUUCCGGAAGGAAAGACCUUGAACAACAUCAAGUGGUUUUCUGUAUAUUGUGACGAAUUCGCAGUAAAUUUCGGUGAUAUCAAAAUUCCUCGCAGUUUUGAUUAUCCAAAGCCACAAAAAUUAGGAAGUUUAAGUGGUAUCCAUGGGGUUAGUUCCGAACCUGUCGUAAUUGUUGAUGCUCAAACUCUUCUAAUUCCAAGUUUCAGUUAUGAUGGCGAAGCUCCAGAUGCGAAAUUCUGGACUGGAGCUGGACCACAUCCAUCGCCUCAAGGAAUUAAAGUGCCAGAUGAAAAUGGAAAAAUACAGCCAUUACGUCGUUACGAUCAUAAAACGGUUGUUUUAACUUUACCGGGAGAUUUAACGGUGCAUCAACUUGGACAUUUUGGCGUUUGGUGUGAGGCUUUUGCUGUUGAUUUUGGUCACGUGCAAAUUCCACAGAGUCUCAACGUUCCUCCAUCCCUUAAGAUGCUUGGAGUUUCUCCUCAGUCGAAACUCAACUGCGAAGUUCUUGAGGACAGUCUGGCUUUUGAAGUUCGAUGGGCCGUUGCUGGGGACAGUAUAGUCAUUCAACUUGUCGGCAAGCUGGAAGAUGGACAGUAUAUGUCAUUUGGUCUCUCCGGAGAAGCUGAAAAGAGUGUCAUGAUUGGAGGAGAUGUAGUGGUUGCCUGGGUGGACAAGCAAACUCUUCAAGGAUAUGCAAUUGAUUACUUCUUGAACGCCAAAUCUCAAUGUUCCGGAGGACGUGGAAGUUGUCCGGACACUCGAAUUCAAGAUAAUACAAAUUCAGUGAGACUUUUGAAUGCAGCGAUGGUGAAUGGUUAUAGUAUUGUGACGUAUCAAAGACCCUUGAAGGCCAACGAUGAAUUAGAUCGUCAGAUUAAGACUAAUGGAUCUCAAGCGAUCAUCUGGGGAGUUGGUCCACUCAAUGAGAGGAAUGAGGUCAGCUUUCACAGUGAUUACCUGAAAACUGAUCAAUUCAUCGAAUUUGGAAGACCACCUGUCUGGAACUGUCCCAUGCCUGAUCAGGAACCGUCUCGAACAUACGGGGAUAGUGUUGAUAAAAGUCCUUCGAAUCAGGAACUUACGGCAGUCACGAGGAUACGACAGCCAGCAACUCCAGCUCCAGCACCUAAAACAGACGCUUGGGUGAUUCCCGACAUUCAAUGCAACGAACCGGAAGACGGAGUCUUCUACGCUCAAAUGGGACCCACAGGCGGAAAACACGGAUAUCCAGCAAUCACUGGACACGUUGGAUGGGGAAUAUCCUGGUACAUUAAUGGACUUUUAAUUCCCGUGAUUCAUGUAGUGAGAGGUAAAAAAUACAAUUUUGUGGUAGAAGGAGGUGAUGAUGCAGAUAUUCCCGCUCGCUAUCAUCCAUUCUACAUCACUGAUGAUCCAGUCGGUGGUUAUCUGCACAAAACUCCAGAAGAAAGAGCGAAAGUGAAAAUCUUCGCCGGAGUUCGUCGACAAAGGGGAACCGUCAGGCCAACUGGAGUAGGUCGAUUCUGUAAUUGGGUUCCAGAUCAGAAUUCACCACUAGCCGAUGAUUUCGCGUCAUUUGGCGCCUAUCAACGAAUUUUGUCCCUUAUUUGCGAUCCAGGCGAACCGGGAAUUGUGCAAUGGACUCCCGACGAAAAUACACCCGACACUGUCUAUUAUCAGUGCUUCACUCAUCGCUAUCUGGGUUGGAAGAUCCAAGUGCACGACUCUUGCGAUUUGAAUCAAGCGGGCGCGGCGAGCGAGAUUCGGGAAACAUACGCAGAACUGGAAGCGGAGCCGGAAAUGGAGGGCGAUCUCAAGGGUGGAGCCAGUAUUCGUGUCUCGAGCAAGGUAACACCAGCGCCAGAAUUCUUCAAAGAACAUCAAGAAUACGGUCAAGCGUAUGGUCAUCGUCAUUUCUCGCAUCAUUCAGCGACUAACCCGAGCAAUUUAGGUUCACACAUAAAGCAACUAACCCGUACGCAUGUGCCCUAUGAUCAUCAUCGUGAUACUUACGAGCGCUUGCAGUUACCAUCAUAUACGAAUCUAAAAUCAACGUUCAAUCCUUCCAGUGCGAUGAAUAUGCCCCAUUCCAAAGACAUUCGCAUUCACACACUCGCUUAUCCCCGUCUCAAAGAAGAAUCAUCAUUCCCCACCCCUCAUCAAUCUCCCAUCGAGCCAAUAAUUCCUCCCGUUUUCUCUCACUCCCCCCAUCCAAUCAUGGAACCCGAACAAGAGGUUCUCUCCUCUAACCAACAAUCUAAACUCAUUCCAGAUUCAAAACCCGGCACAUUCAUGAGCUUUGGACCCGUGAAAUAUUCCUAUCCCCUUCAGGAAGCACCGCCGCAGACCAUUCUUUUCACCAGAACACCACAACACAUCUUCCAUCAACCACCGAGACCGCAACUGAUGAUCCUACGUAGAGCACCUCAACCCCGUCGACCAAUGCCAUCGCCAAUGAUCACAAUGAACAAUCCAAUGAUGUCCAGGCCGCCCGUAUUUAUCGAGAGGAAAAAAUCCGUCUACCGUACUCCCAUCGUGAAAUCCCAACAACCCCCCCAUCAGGUAACCAAAUUAAUAAAAAUCGACAACAAACAGCAACGCGCGAAAUUAGAACCAAAAGUCUCUGAAAUCGAACCAUCAGAAACAAUUUCUCAUCUAGCCCCCAUGAAACCAGCAAGAAAUACCGGUUUCAAUCCCGACUCAAUAGUCAUCGAAGGUGGUUUCAAACCAAUUCUAAAAAGCAUCGAAUCAAUCCAAGAUCGUGAAAUCCCCCAAUUUCGCUCUGUGGACAAUUUCGAACCAAUGUUCAUUCCCACGGCCCUUGAUCGUGACGGUAAAAAAAACAAAAAGAAAACACAAAAUUACCCAAAAGUACGACUCGAUGAUCUCGAUGACAUGGAAAUGGCCGCCGAUCGAUUAGACUCAUACUAUUUACCAUCGAAUUCAAAAAAUGACGAGACUGUCAUUACUUUUGAUGGUAAACGAGUGAAGGACUCCAGUCUUGCGCGAUCAAUUCCCAAGAGUGUUGAACGUCCCAAAAAGAAAUCUGAUCUACUCACUCGAACACCACAAUUUGGACGUUUUAGAGGUGAUUUACCGCCGAUUAUUUCUCCUGAUGUGCGAAAUGAUGAAUUGGAACGUAGACGAAUCACGUCGAAGGAGAUUUCAGUGCCGGAAUUAACAUCAAUAACUCACAAUAAUCAUCGAGCGGGCAAUACAAAAUUGACAUUGAUUGAGAGAGCAAAGAGAUCGGCAGCGCAUGAGGAGAGAAAUAAUUCGAGUCAUGGUGUCAAUCAUGAUCGCAAUGGACAUACGUAUGAUCAUACUGGUUAUGUGCAAGAUCAUGAGGAAUACAUUCAUCACAGUGAAUUUGAGCAUAAUCAUAGUAAUCACGAUCACAGUAAUCAUGAUCAUAGCAAUCAUGAUCAUAAUAAUCAUUCGGAUCACGAUAAACAUAGUCAUGAUCAUAAUGAUGGAGGUUUGACCUUGGCCAGCACUGGACAAGUGAUUAUUGCCAAUAUUGAAUAUAUUGUUUUAACAGCCAUUUUAUAUUAUAUCAUUUGAUGAUUCAAGUUUAAAUUUCAUCAAAAAAAAAAAAAAAAUAAGAAAAUUUGAUGAUUUCUUUAACUUUGAGAAUUUGAGGAUUCAAUUUGAGAUGAUUCAGUGAAAUUUAUCAAGUUUUUCUUUGUAGAAACUUUCUUGAUACUUUGACUAUUAUGUCUUCCAAGGAUCAAAAGCCAAAAUAGCCGGGACUGUCGAGAUCAUUGUUGAGCCUAUUGGCAAAAAUCAUUUUUUAAAUUUUUAUUUCUUUACUUUACAAGAUGUAUUUUUUUAUUUUAUAAUAUAUUUUUAUAUUAUAUAUCAUUAGGGUUGCCACAAGUCAAGGAAAUCGGCGAAAAUAAAAUCAGAGGAAAUUUUAUCAAAAUAA